UGUUGCAUCUAGAGUAGGUCCCAAGCUGGAGCAGGCAGGCAGUUGUCUUAUGUUUACUGAGGAACUUUUAAGGCAGUGCUGUGUUUCCUUUUCCGUAAUAAUGCCCAGAGUCUCCGAGCUAAGCCUCGACGUCAGAUGUAAAGCGGAGGGGUUUUGGUCUGCCGCCGAGGUUUGGAUAAAGAAGCCUCAUGUUGUGAAUAAGAGGCUGUGUGGAGUGAAGGAGAGCGAGUAUGAGGCGGUCUGCUCUGAGGACUUGGGCAGCUGUCUGGCUCGCUUAACCGGGACACAUGGCCACGAAUUAAGCGAGCUUUUCCCCUUUAUCCAUGUUUAUACUGUGGACAGUGGCAUUAAGGCUGAGGAAAGCUGGUGUGUAGGAGUCAGGACCAUUAUUCCUAAAGUAGAGCCAAACUGCAAUGGAAACGUGUACAAAGAGGUCAUAGUCAAAGAUUUGAUUGGCCAAGCAGUGACAUUUCUUCCCAUUGAAGAAACCAGAGAAGGUCACGUUAAUCUCAAGAAAAGUAAUAUUUAUAAGAUUCAGCUCGAGGAAAAUACAGAUGAAUGUGUGCUGCGUCUUCAUGCACUGAGUCCUGAUCAGUGGUUCAGUGACGGAGUGGCCUACCCCAAACUCUCCUGGCUGACAGCAGAGCUUCUUCCUAAACUAGCACGCUGGGCGAUAGAGAAUAAGAGCAGCGAGUUCAAGAGUACUCUAUCCCUCAUCCCUGUAGAGAAGUACAGCGUUCUCUACCAGCAGCUGAAGAACAAAUACAAAGAGAUGGUCAAGGUCUGGCCUGAAGUUACUGAUCCUGAGAAGUUUGUCUUUGAAGAUGUUGCCAUUGCUACAUAUCUCUUGGUUUUGUGGGCUGAAGAGCGUGCUGAAAAAGGAGUGACAUCCAGACAGUCUUUUGUGGACCUCGGCUGUGGAAACGGUCUGCUGGUUCAUAUAUUGAAUAAUGAAGGGCACCCUGGAAAGGGUAUUGAUGUGCGCAAGCGGAAAAUCUGGGAUCUGUAUGGGCCCAACACACAUCUAGAGGAAAAGGCAAUCACACCCAGUGCAAGCUUCCUCUUCCCUGAGACGGACUGGCUGAUUGGAAAUCACUCGGAUGAGCUCACGCCAUGGAUCCCUGUUAUAGCAGCCAGAUCGUCCUACUCUUGCCGCUACUUUGUGCUCCCCUGCUGCUUUUUUGACUUCUGUGGGAAAUACCAGCGGCGGCACUGUAAGAAGACUCAGUACAGGGAAUACAUAGACUUCAUCUCUGAGGUCAGUGGAGCAUGUGGCUUCCAAACAGAUGAAGACUGCCUGAGAAUCCCCUCCACUAAACGGGUAUGCCUAAUUGGGAGGAGUAGGAGUUAUGAGGAACCUGAAGGAGAGCUAGCAGAAGCGAGGAGAACAGACUACAUCAGGGGACGGCAGGUCUCGUACACAAGCUUCACUAAUGUCACUCAGAAAGACCACAGUAGACAUAAUCACCAUGGAGAUGGACAGGAGAUCCCUGAACCAGGAAGUGAGUGGGGAAGCGGCUUCCAACCCAGAGAGAAGACGGAGACAGUGAGAAACUGCGCAGCUCUCCCUAGAGAUUUGGUAGAUGGUGUGGUCCUGAAGGUGGCCAGGGCCUUGCUGGAGCUCACUGCAGAGGCGGGAGAGGAGGGGAAAAACUCCUCAUGGAAGGAUACAAAUAACUGGCAUGCUGGAGGCUCUCUCUCUAUCCGUGAGGUAGCUGAGCUCCUGGACCAGUCCACCCUGCAGACGCUGAAAAAAGAAUGCGGAGGUCUGCAGACUCUGCUGAAAAACAGCCACCAGGUGUUCAGAGUGGAAGGUGGACGAGUACACAUUCGGGACUGGCGCAACGGUGGCCCAGUGCGGGUAAACUCAAAGCCUAAAUCCCAAACCUCAGGAGCGCUAAAGACCAGACUGUGUUGGUUCCACACCCACCACCCCCAUGGAUGCCCACUGUCCACUGAAGACUGCCUUUUUGCUCAUGGAGAAGAUGACCUACGACCCUCCACGCGCCCUCUGAAAAAGUUGAGGAGCUGACCACAAUUGACGCGAAGGUCAUGUUUAAUUUGAACCGAAACUCUAUGAGACCUUUUUGCUGUUUUUUUUUUUUUUUUUUUUUUUAUGACUAUUUUCAGCUUGUCGCUCUGUGUAAAUAAUCAGCACCAUUUUUGUUUUGGUCUCUUAUUUAUCUGCUCUUCAUCAGUAAAACAAAUAGAUUUUCUCCUAGCAAACAUAUUCCUGGCUUAUAACAGAGAGAGAACAAUAAACAGCUGAUACCACAGAAGACCAAAUAAUGAAAUCCGUCCCUCGCUUUUCGAAAGUAGUUGCCCCCAUUGGAACAUGAAAAGGGCUCUUUUGUGAGUGUGUGUGUUUGGGAUGGCAUGUGCUUGGUAAAUGUUAAAGGCAUAAAUAAUUCGGAGUGCAAUGUGGGGGGCAGGUCUGUUGUAGGUGUUAUUGUCCCUCUGCUCAAAUGUCAUGGGACAGGAUGUUCCUGUCUACUCUGUAGGGUCAGCUGAGGUCACUCCUUCAUGGGCUCAUUUGUAAAUGACAAGGAAGUAUCAGUUUCAUUUGCUUCACUCAAAAAAGCCUAGCACUGAUCCUGUGACACAGCACUCCAGGCCCACUGGGAAACAUUAAGAGAAUUGCUUAUUUACACCAUUGCUUGUACACUGUGUACAUUUAUUUAUUUUUAACAGUAUAUUGUUAUAGGGAAAAAGUAUAAUUAGAAUUCUUACAUUUAAUGGGAUUUAUUUGCUUCUAAUGUAGGAGAUUAAUGCUGAGAUGAGAGCUGCUAUAGUAAGUAUUAUUGCCUUCACACUGUGAAACAUUCUCCAGGGUUUUUCUGGCAGUGUGACCUACUUAUGUCAACCCAUGAAAACUGUUCUUGUUUUCAUUGUGCAGUCUAUGAAAUUAAUGGUAAUUAGUACUUAAUUAGUCAGGAUUGAUUCUGUGCAUUUGUUUUUUCUGAGUUUGCUCCAGUUGAGUUAUUUUUUGAAGGGAAAAUUAUUGAAUAUGUUCUGAAAAUAUAUUCUACUCUGUAACAGAGCCAUAAGUAAAAGGGUUACUCUGUGCCAUGCUGAUGGAGAAGUGAACAGGGCAGCCUGCUGUUUGAAAGUCUUGAGGCUUAGGUGGAAGCAGCUUGACUCAACUUUGAGGAAUUUCCUGCAGGAACCUGUGGAUGCUAAUGAAGACACGCAGCCCUGUGGCAGAAGGUGGUUUCAAACAGCAUUAUACAUUCCUUUGAUGCUGAAUGAGCGUUUAAUAUGGGUGCAGCAUUACAGCUGUAACUACGGCAUAGCAGUGUGUGACCAGGCACUGGGUAGCACUGCCUAAUGAGGUGAACAUACUAGGUCACGUUUCAUUAAUGAGCCUGGAUUUCCAUGAGAACCUCAUUUGACUAAUUGAGUCGUCCAGGUCCUACCCACAGUCACAGUGAUGUAUGAGCUCUCAGCAAGAGCAUGAAGUAACUAAUUGUUUCCAUCAAAAAAACAGACCCUUUUUACCCUAUGUUCCUUCAUCCACACUCUACUAAACUGCUGUUAGUUGGAAAUAGAUUUAGCAUAGUAUGUUGGCAGUAAUUGUUUUGGUGCAGCAGGAUGCAUUACAACUUUUACUAGGGUGUCAUACAUGUAUUAAGUCUGGCCUUGAAUUAAACCUCAAUGUCAGUGGUGACAUUUGUAAUUACACUCUUAGUCUUAAUUUACAGUUCUUGGAAAAACCAUGAAACCUUUUGCAUGUUUGAGCAGAAGACAUCAUUGAACCUCCUACGUUCCAGAAUGACAACCAUAGGGUGCAUAGGUCCAAAGUAUUUAAGUGAUUGUUUCAACAGACGUGAUGGAACAGUAGGAGAUCUUCACUGACCAGCAAAUUCACAAGACCUCCAUCUCAUUUCUCAAUUUGUAAGAAUAUGUGAAAUACUGAAACAGAUGUGCCUAAGUUCUAGAUGAAUGGUUGACCAGUUAAUGGAUGAGUGAGCUAAAAAUGAGAUGAAGUGUCUAUAUAAUCAUGACGAGAUCUGACUGGAUUGGAGCUUGCAAACUUGCUUAUCUCAUUUUCAAAAUGUUUUCAUUCUUUGUAACCAAAAGUGUUUCCUCUAUGGCACUGCACCACUUCAAAGUAGGGCCGAACGAUUUUGGGAAAGUAUCUUAUUCUGAUUUUUCUGGCCAAUAUUAUGACUGUGGUUUAAUUGGCUAUAGUUGUCUAUACAUUAAGGUGCAGGCCUGGUUUGUGGUCUUGAAGAUCACAAUACUGUUUAGGGCUUAAGGUGUGAGCGCUUAAUUUGUACCAGGUCCCAUUUGUACCAGGUACCUGUCAAUUAAUUGUUGUUUGUUUUAUGUGAACAGCAGAUGGGUCUGACUCCACUUUGAGCAGGUAUUAGGUUACAUUUCCCAACUUAACAGUGUUCAAGGUAACAGUGUUUAUAAUAUAGGCAAUGAUUUAAAUUGCGGCUCUUGUAAUUGAAAAUUAUUGCUCUUCAUUUUACAGAUUCCAUAUAAACCAUUCAUCUACUCUAUUAACCAUUCAUCUACUUCAGAGAACUCUUUGUUGCACCUAAAUUGGUGGUUGACCAUUGUAACUCUGUUUCUGUUUAGGCUUAUGCUUAAUCUUUAAAAAGUGAAAAAAACAAAACAAAGAAAUCCUAAAUAUCCUGACCCUUCACUCUGAUAUUAAUGCAACUGAAAAAAUGUCACUGCACCAAAACAACAGUAGUGACCUAGUGGAGGUGUAUGUGCCCCGAGCCGGAUUUAUGGCAGGACUUGAUGUGUUUAGCCACCUGCUUUGAACAACUCCAGACAUGGUGCCCCCAGCCUGAGCAGUGACAGGAGGAGAAAUGGCCAUCCGUGGCUGAAUCUGGGCCAACGGGGUGGGGGGGGGGCGGUACAGAGGAGACAAAUGAUCCUGGUCCUGCCUACGCUGAAAACUCUGCUGUCCUGAGGUCUGUGUUGCAUCAGUGCAUGGAGCAAGAGUGAGAAACGCUCUGUCCUAAUGUUUAUCAGAUGGAAUCCCACUCAUGUCCAGUGCGUGUUUGUGUGUGUGUAUGUGACAAGCUACACAAUGCUAUGUCAUCCAAAGAUGCAAUUAUGGAUUUGUUGAUGCUGUAUAAGAAUAGCUGUGUGAAUUAUAGUGUGAAAGGGGGACCAAAACACACAUGAGGGAGUGUAAGUUAAACACAGCGGAGAAGUUGAGAUCAUGAUUGGCUCAGUGUUGUGUGUGUGUGUGUGUGUGUGUGUGUGUGUGUGAGGGAGAGAGAGGGAGAGAGAGAGAGAGAGAGACUGUGAGUGAGUGAGUGAGCGAGCGAGCGAAAAGGGGAAAUCAAGUUGGUCAGUGUGAGCUGACUGGCACAAUGACUGGACCUGGGUACACACCCCUGUCCUGACCGCACCCACAUUAACUGUUUAUCGUUGUUAGGAUAUGCAGAGGUCAUUCUCUCUCUCUCUCUCUCUCUCUCUCUCUCUCUCUC
Molecule: messenger RNA, 5456 nt
Organism: Pygocentrus nattereri (red-bellied piranha)
Lineage: Eukaryota; Metazoa; Chordata; Actinopteri; Characiformes; Serrasalmidae
Gene: trmt44
Product: tRNA methyltransferase 44 homolog
Exons: 11
Coding region: 50-2032 (660 amino acids)
Biological process (GO): tRNA methylation
Molecular function (GO): metal ion binding; tRNA (uridine) methyltransferase activity
Source: RefSeq, a predicted model, not a curated record